This is a messenger RNA of Trichoderma harzianum CBS 226.95, 390 nucleotides long. RefSeq lists its product as hypothetical. The record is from RefSeq and is a predicted model, not a curated record. Bases 10 to 222 code for a protein of 70 amino acids. Gene Ontology annotation, cellular component: membrane; Ssh1 translocon complex. The transcript has 3 exons. Gene Ontology annotation, biological process: post-translational protein targeting to membrane, translocation; protein targeting. NCBI's taxonomy places the organism in Eukaryota, Fungi, Ascomycota, Sordariomycetes, Hypocreales, Hypocreaceae. Gene Ontology annotation, molecular function: transmembrane protein transporter activity.
CCUUCCACAAUGGCCGAUCAAGUUGAGGAGAUCCUCGAGGUUCCCCGCGAGUUCUUCAAGGACGGCGUGCAGUUCAUCAACCGCUGCCAGAAGCCCGACCAGAAGGAGUUUCUCAAGCUGUGCCAGGCUGUUGGCAUCGGCUUCGGCGUCAUGGGCGCUGUCGGAUUCAUCGUCAAGCUGAUACACAUUCCUCUCAACGGCCUCCUCGUCGGCUCUGCAUAAAUGUCUGAUAUUCGGCGUUUUGGGAAAGCAUCGGGACUGAUGCGAUUGAGGGACGGAGAGGGCUAGCGAUGGGAUGAUCGCUGUGUAUAUUUCUCUUUUUUAAUCCGGGAAUGAGUGGGAUGCAAUAGCAUGUUUAAUUGAUUGGUUUGGGAUACGAAAAGGAUGAUC